This is a messenger RNA of Phytophthora infestans T30-4, 2520 nucleotides long. RefSeq lists its product as uncharacterized. Bases 1 to 2520 code for a protein of 839 amino acids. The record is from RefSeq and is a predicted model, not a curated record. Gene Ontology annotation, molecular function: protein binding; ubiquitin-protein transferase activity. Lineage: Eukaryota; Oomycota; Peronosporomycetes; Peronosporales; Peronosporaceae. The transcript has 2 exons.
AUGGACAACUACGUCGGCAGUGACGCGUAUGGCUACGGAUUCCUCGCCAAUAAGGCGAUCUGGCACAACAAGGCAAAGUUGCAUUCCUACGGGGAAAUUUUCAAGCAAGGCGACGUCAUCCAAGUCACGUUGGACUGUAAUGCCAGAGCUCUCGCUUUCAGCCGCAACGGGGAAUAUCUGGGGAUCGCAGCCACCAAUAUGCGUGCAGGGACUAAUCGAGCAGAUAAUGACGGAAACUGCAAAUGGUUUCCAGCAUUCUCCAUGUACAACAAAGACGAUAAAGUCACGUUGAUCCCUCCACCCGCUGCCACAACGUUUGCUACGAAGGACGGUCGGCCACAGAAUGCUUCAACACUGGAGCUCAUUGAAGCGAUGCAGAGUGUAUUGACGUACCAACGUCACGCUUUCGAGGAAUUUGACCAUUGGAGACGUGGAGAGGUUUUAUUCCGUGAGACUUGUCUUGGACAAGUGAUUGCGAUUAGUAAGAGCAAGUCUAUAAAGGAGAAAUACGGACUGGCGUUUGGAGACACUGUGUUUACCUCCAAAGGGCAGUGUACUGUUCUUGGCGAGUAUCGACAUGAGCUGUGGUACGAAGUUGAUGAAGGAGGAGGGUCAUCUCUUUACGGGACAGCUUCUCCUUCUCAACUCGCUUCUUGGAGUUUAAGUACUUGUCGCGAAAUGCUAGAGUCACCAGACGAGUAUCCAGUUCAUCGUCUUCACAAGUAUAAGGAGAGUAGUGAAGCAGAUUCUGUCGAGCAUCAGACUUCAUCUGACAUUACCGAGCACGACGAGUUUUCGUUCCAGUCAUUUGUCGACGCACAGAUGAAAUGGUGUGAGAACGGUGACGUUGCGGGGGCUGACUCCAAGAUAAUCGCCAAACUUGACGCAAUUGCAUCGUCACAGAGUUCCAACAGUGCCGUAUUGCUCUCCUAUGCGGAUAUUUCAAUGGCUUUACUCUUGGAGAGGAGUUAUGGUACGAGAGCAGAGUUAAGGGCUAACCAAGUAUUGGCUCGUAUUGGAUUCCUGCUGCAUGUGAAUCGAUGUCUGUACAGAGUUGUGCGUCUCGCUAUACCGAGAAAUAUAUUCGCUACAUCGCUUGGGGUACCGGAGAGUCCUGAAUGCUUGACAAAGUCUAAUUUGAAGGAGCCACCAAUUGGAUGCAUGGAGUAUCCACAGGUCUCUCCUGUCGCAACUCUGCUGAACUCGCCUCAUUGGACUGCUGAAGAUCCGUCAGCUUUUUCCCAAAUUGCAAUCGUGGCAGGUCAGCUUCUGUUCUCGUCACAGAAAGAAAAACUCAUUGAAAGAGAACUAGAUAGGACUAUGACGACAAGUCGGACACUCGAUAGUGUGCAAGAUCCCUGUGAGAAUGAAGAUGUCGGUGAUCUCCCAGUAGUCAAGAUAAGAUACCCAUUCUCAACAGGAGUCCCAUUCUGGGAGUGUAGCUCUGCAAUGCUGAAGAGAAAGACGCGCUUUUGGCUUCCGAAGGUCAUCGAAUCAUCGAUUUUCCUGCAGUUGGCGAAGCAGUUGACCGCACAAGAUGCUCGACAGUGGAGACGCUCAUCCACGCAGCCAUUCGAAGCGAUCCCGAUCUCUCAAACAUUUCGAGUUCGUAUCGAGAAACAACCGACUGAAUCAAGCGGAGAAAUCGGACAAGAUGAGUUCGACCAACAGCAACAGGAUGAGGACGACGAAGACCAGCUUCAGCAACCUUCUUCUAAGCAGACAGCCAAGUACUUGAACCUCUUUGAGAGUGCAGUUCGCGAGAUCCAGUCGCCUUCGUUCCCGCUGUUUGCACCCGUUCAAGGUAUUGGCAAACCCCUUCAACUUGAUGUCAACCUCGAAUUGUUUUCCCCGAUAGCGUUGGCACAUUCUCGAGUGCCAAGCUCCCAAUUGUUACUUUGGUACUUUUGCUUCGGACAGAUUCUCGGAAUCACGUGGCGAAGUAAACUUCUUCUUCCGUUGCAAUUUAUCACAACGUCAUUCUGGGAAGAGCUUGUCGAUUCCCUUAGAAAUGAAGACAGAAACAGCGUGCGGGACGUUUCUAUUUGUGCUAUUCGCGAUGGGUUUUUCUCCAUUAUCCCAAGUCGAUGUGUUGUGCUUUUGAGUGGGAACAAUUCCAGUCUCCGAGAAUUACUUUCCGACUUGGAUGUAAACUUCGUCACUAGACUGGAACGUCACGCCACUUACUCGGUCUCUCGUCAAAGGCACCACGAUUCAUUCUGGAACGUUGUGAACGCCUUCACGUCAGUGGAGCGGCGUAUGCUGGAGCAAUUCGUAAACUCAGAGCGACGACGUAACACCAAGCGAGGCGAAGUGACACAAGACACCGACAAUUCCGCAAACUUCGUCCUGGAGAUGGCAGACGCGUUGGCUGACGGUCGAGACCAUCCGGACUCGUGCUACCCCGUUGUCGUGUCUACUGGUCAGCAAUCGAGUCGGCUUCAUCUCCCCGCAUACUCAUCCGCACAAACGCUGCGUCAAAAGUUACUGCUCGCUAUGACCAACGUCCCUUUCGUGUAA